Molecule: messenger RNA, 10165 nt
Organism: Alligator mississippiensis (American alligator)
Lineage: Eukaryota; Metazoa; Chordata; Crocodylia; Alligatoridae
Gene: MYO5B
Product: myosin VB
Exons: 39
Coding region: 83-5557 (1824 amino acids)
Biological process (GO): actin filament organization; vesicle transport along actin filament
Cellular component (GO): cytoplasm; actin cytoskeleton; myosin complex
Molecular function (GO): actin filament binding; microfilament motor activity; ATP binding
Source: RefSeq, a predicted model, not a curated record
GCCAGCACCAGCCGCGGGCCCCGCCUGACCGCCCGCGCCACCCCCGCCCCGCGCCGCCCCGCCCCGCGCCGGGCGGACGGACAUGUCGGUGAGCGAGCUCUACACGCAGUACACAAGGGUUUGGAUUCCUGACCCUGAUGAAGUCUGGAGAUCAGCAGAAAUUAUCAAGGAUUACAAAGAGGGAGACAAAAGCCUGCGCCUAAAACUUGAAGAUGAAACUGUCUGUGAAUAUCCCAUCGAUCUCCAAGGCAGUCAAUUGCCUUUCUUGCGGAAUCCAGAUAUUUUGGUUGGAGAAAAUGACCUGACAGCUCUAAGUUACCUCCAUGAGCCUGCAGUACUGCAUAACCUAAAAGUCAGAUUCUUGGAAUCAAACCACAUAUAUACCUACUGUGGGAUUGUGCUUGUUGCCAUCAAUCCAUAUGAACAGUUGCCAAUCUAUGAGCAAGAUGUCAUCUAUGCGUACAGCGGCCAAAACAUGGGAGACAUGGAUCCUCACAUCUUUGCGGUGGCAGAAGAAGCCUACAAGCAGAUGGCCAGGGAUGAAAAGAACCAAUCCAUCAUCGUCAGUGGAGAGUCGGGCGCUGGAAAAACUGUCUCUGCCAAAUAUGCCAUGCGUUUCUUUGCCACUGUUGGGGGCUCUGCCAGCGACACCAAUAUCGAAACAAAGGUCCUCGCAUCCAGUCCAAUCAUGGAGGCAAUUGGAAAUGCUAAAACCACCAGGAAUGAUAAUAGCAGUCGUUUUGGGAAAUACAUUCAGAUUGGCUUUGAUAAGAGAUACCAUAUAAUUGGUGCCAAUAUGAGGACGUAUCUCCUGGAAAAGUCGAGAGUUGUGUUCCAGGCAGAAGAUGAACGAAACUACCAUAUCUUCUAUCAGCUGUGUGCCUCUGCCAGUCUUCCAGAAUUUAAAGACCUUUCCCUAACGUGUGCUGAAGACUUCUUCUACACUUCUCAGGGAGGCGACACAUCUAUCGACGGGGUGGAUGAUGCUGAUGAUUUUGAAAAAACUAGGCAUGCUUUCACUCUACUUGGAGUGAAGGAGUCUCAUCAGAUGACCAUUUUUAGGAUAAUUGCUUCCAUCUUGCACCUAGGAAAUUUGGAAAUUCAAGCAGAGCGAGAUGGAGAUGCCUGCAGUAUAUCAAGCCAGGAUGAACACCUGAAUAAUUUUUGCAGCUUGCUUGGAGUGGAGCACAGCCAGAUGCAACACUGGCUGUGUCAUCGGAAGUUUGUCACAACAGCUGAGACGUAUGUCAAGACCAUGUCUGUGCAGCAAGUCGUGAAUGCCAGGAAUGCCCUAGCCAAGCAUAUAUAUGCCCAGCUGUUUAACUGGAUUGUGGAGCAUGUCAACAAAGCCCUGCAUACCACCAUCAAGCAGCACUCAUUCAUUGGGGUCCUGGAUAUCUACGGGUUCGAAACUUUUGAGGUGAAUAGUUUUGAACAAUUUUGUAUCAACUAUGCCAAUGAAAAGCUCCAGCAGCAGUUCAACUUGCAUGUAUUUAAGCUGGAGCAAGAAGAGUACAUGAAGGAACAAAUCCCUUGGACUCUUAUAGAUUUUUAUGACAACCAGCCCUGCAUAGACCUUAUAGAAGCUAAACUUGGUAUCUUGGAUCUGCUGGAUGAAGAGUGUAAGGUUCCUAAAGGAACUGACCAGAACUGGGCCCAAAAAUUGUAUGAUAGACACUCUACCAGCCAACACUUCCAGAAACCACGAAUGUCCAACACCUCUUUCAUUGUGGUGCACUUUGCAGAUAAGGUUGAAUAUCAGUGUGAGGGAUUUCUGGAGAAAAACAGGGACACUGUAUAUGAAGAACAGAUCAACAUCCUGAAGGCCAGCAAGUAUCAGAUGGUAGCAGACUUAUUUCAUGAUGAAAAGGAUUCCAUGCCUGCUCCUCCUGCUGGAAAGGGAACCUCCUCCAAAAUCAGUAUUCGUUCUGCCAGACCCGCUGUGAAAGCUGCCAAUAAAGAGCACAAGAAAACCGUGGGACAUCAGUUCCGUAACUCCUUGCAUUUGCUCAUGGAAACGCUGAAUGCCACCACUCCACACUAUGUGCGCUGCAUCAAGCCAAAUGAUGAGAAACUCCCCUUUAAAUUUGAUCCAAAGAGAGCAGUCCAGCAGCUAAGAGCCUGUGGUGUGCUAGAGACCAUCCGCAUCAGUGCAGCUGGCUACCCAUCCAGGUGGUCCUACCAUGACUUUCUGAAUAGGUAUCGUGUUCUUAUGAAAAAGAGGGAUAUCUCUAAGAAUGACAAGAAACAAAUCUGUAAAACGCUGCUGGAAGACCUCAUUAAGGAUCCUGACAAGUUCCAGUUUGGACGUACCAAGAUCUUUUUCCGUGCAGGCCAGGUGGCAUAUCUGGAGAAACUCCGGGCAGAUAAAUUUAGAUCUGCUACUAUUAUGAUUCAGAAGACUGUGCGGGGCUGGUUGCAGAGACUGAAGUACAGAAGGAUGAGGGAGGCUGCAGUAACCAUACAGAGGUAUACACGGGGACAUCUGGCUCGCAGGUUAGCAGACCACCUAAGGAAAACAAGAGCUGCCAUCAUCUUCCAGAAACAAUAUCGAAUGCUCAGGAUCUUUCGAGCUUUCCAGAAUAUCCGCCAGGCCACUAUCACUAUUCAAGCUUUUGCUCGAGGCAUGUUUGUCAGGAGAGUUUACCACAAGAUACUCUUGGAGCACAAGGCUACCAUCAUCCAGAAACACUCCCGGGCUUGGCUGGCUCGUAAACACUUUCUACGCCUCAGGUGUGCCACUGUGGUUCUCCAGUGCUACUACAGGCGCAUGAAGGCCAAGCAAGAGCUAAAGGCACUGAAGAUAGAGGCGCGAUCAGCAGAGCACUUAAAGAGACUCAAUAUUGGCAUGGAGAACAAGGUGGUUCAGCUUCAGAGGAAGGUAGAUGAACAGAACAAAGAGUACAAGCUGCUGAAUGAGCAACUCUCAGCACUUACCUCUGCCCACUCUACCGAGAUGAAGAAGCUGAAGAAGGAACUGGAGCGAUACCAGCAGAACCAGGGGGAUGGCAACCAGCUUGUUGAUUUGCAAGAAGAGAUUGAGAGCCUCCAGCUGGAACUCAAGAAAGCCCAUAGUGAAAGGAAAAUUAUAGAGGAUGCUUACGUUAAGGAGAAGGAUCUUCUCAAGAAGCGUGUAUCAGACCUAGAAGAGGAGAAUGCUCUUUUGAAACAGGAAAAAGAGGAGCUUAACAACAGAGUCCUGUGUCAAUCUGAAGAUGAAUUUGCACGCAACACUGUUGAGGAAAAUCUGUUGAAGAAGGAGCUAGAAGAGGAAAGAUCUCGUUAUCAAAACCUUGUGAAGGAAUUUUCGAGGCUGGAGCAGAGAUAUGACAAUUUGAGGGAUGAGAUGACUAUUAUAAAGCAAACCCCAGGGCACAGAAGAAACCCCUCUAAUCAGAGCAGUCUCGAGUCUGACUCCAACUACCCGUCAUUCUCUACAUCUGAGAUAGGAGAUACAGAGGAUGCAAUACAACAAGUGGAGGAGGUCGGUAUCGAGAAAGCAGCCAUGGACAUGACUGUCUUCCUGAAACUACAAAAGCGAGUGAGGGAGCUUGAACAGGAGAGAAAGAAGUUGCAAGCCCAGCUGGAGAAGAGAGAGAAAGAGAAAGAAAACAAAAGUUCCCAGGUAAUUGAAACGAAGAAUGAAAUGGAUUUGGACCGUGAUACCGAUCUAGCAUACAACAGUCUGAAGAGGCAAGAACUGGAAUCGGAGAACAAGAAACUGAAAAAUGAACUUAAUGAACUAAGAAAGGCUAUAGCAGACCGAGCAACCCAAAACAACUCUUCCAAUGAUAUCCAAGACAGUUAUAACCUUCUACUGAAUCAGCUUAAAUCAGCCAAUGAAGAGCUGGAAGUGAGGAAGGAAGAAGUACUUAUUCUAAGGACACAGAUUAUAAACGCAGCCCAGGAAAAAGAGACCAGCAAAAAUAUGGAAUCGAGCAUCAACACGCAUCCCAGCUGGCCAAACAGUGACAAGCAUGUUGAUCAAGAGGACGCAAUUGAAGCCUACCAGGGUGUGUGCGAGGCAAACCGGCUCCUUGAAGCCCAGCUCCAGGAUCAAAGACGAGAGCACGAAGAAGAGGUGGAGGCUCUGAAAGCUCAGGUGGAAGCUAUGAGAGAGGAGAUGGAGAAACAGCAACAGGCCUUUUUCCAGACCCUUCAGCUCUCCCCAGAGGCCCAGGUGGAGUUUGGUCUUCAGCAAGAAAUCACACGUCUCACUAAUGAAAAUUUGGAUCUCAAAGAGUUGUUAGAAAAACUGGAAAAGAAUGAGAAGAAGCUUAAGAAACAGCUGAAGAUUUACAUGAAGAAGGUCCAAGAUUUUGAAGCAACCCAAGCAACGGUACAGACAGAGAGGAAGCGACAGGAGCUUACCAGGCAAGUCACUGUCCAAAGGAAGGAGAAGGAUUUCCAGGGGAUGUUGGAAUAUUACAAGGAAGAUGAGCCACUACUCGUCCGGAACCUCAUUACAGAUCUCAAGCCCCAGACCGUUUCCACCACAGUUCCCUGUCUUCCUGCUUACAUCCUCUACAUGUGCAUCAGACACGCAGACUACAUCAACGAUGACCAAAAAGUGCACUCCUUGCUCACCUCGACCAUCAACGGCAUUAAGAAAGUAUUAAAGAAACACAAUGAUGACUUUCAGAUGACAUCGUUUUGGCUGGCUAACACGUGUCGCCUCUUGCAUUGCCUAAAGCAGUACAGCGGGGAUACGGGUUUUAUGACACAGAACACUGCGAAGCAGAAUGAGCACUGUCUGAAGAACUUUGAUCUCACAGAGUAUCGCCAGGUUUUAAGUGACCUCUCCAUUCAGAUCUAUCAGCAGCUUAUUAAGAUAGCAGAAGGCAUGCUGCAACCCAUGAUAGUGUCAGCAAUGUUGGAAAACGAAAGUAUCCAGGGCCUCUCUGGUGUGAAGCCAAUGGGCUACAGGAAGCGAUCCUCCAGCAUGCCGGAUGGUGACAACACCUACAGCUUAGAUGCGGUCGUUCGCCAACUGAACACUUUUCACAGCAUCAUGUGUGAGCAGGGCCUGGACCCGGAGAUCAUCCAACAAGCCUUCAAGCAGCUGUUCUACAUGAUUAAUGCUGUCACGCUGAACAACCUCCUGCUGAGGAAAGACGUCUGCUCAUGGAGCACUGGCAUGCAGCUCAGGUUUAACAUCAGCCAGCUGGAGGAAUGGUUGCAUGGAAAGAACCUGCAACAAAGUGGAGCAGCACAGACCAUGGAGCCCCUGAUCCAGGCAGCACAACUCCUGCAGCUGAAAAAGAAAACUUCAGAAGAUGCUGAGGCCAUCUGUUCCUUAUGUACAUCCCUUACCACGCAGCAGAUUGUAAAAAUACUAAAUCUCUACACUCCUGUGAAUGAGUUUGAAGAGCGUGUGACUGUAGCCUUCAUAAGAAACAUUCAGGCGCAUUUGCAAGAGCGAAACGACCCUCCGCAGUUGCUGCUAGACUUCAAAUACACGUUUCCAGUUUUGUUUCCAUUCAGCCCAUCCUCCAUCACCAUGGACUCUAUUCACAUCCCUGCUUCUCUCAACUUGGAAUUUCUCAAUAAAGUCUGAAGAAAAUAUAUUUAAACCUAUCUCCCUUCCUUAGAAUUUAAGCAAAAAAAAAUAAAUAAAUUUAAGGAUUUCUUUAAAUAUGGACCAAACAAGAUGGUGAAAGAACUGAUAUGCAGUGAUGAAUCAGUGCUAAAAUGUACAGUAAAAUAAGAAACUGAUCUUGUAUGUGAUUUUUUUUUUUUUUGGUAAUUUCCAGCUUUGGAUAAGAAUACUUGAAAGCACUUUUUAUUGCUUGAUUUUAUGCUGAAAUAGUACAAAGUCCAUAAGAGUUGCCAACAGCCAUACAUGGCAAACACUAGUGAGGUGGAAGAUGUUCAUACACAGCUAUGAAGAAAUCCCAGCUAAAAAUUUAAAACAAAAUUCUACACACUUAUUCUGGCUUCAGACAACUUAUGUCCUUGAUGAGCAGGUGGUUUGAGCAUAUUAAUGUAUUUCUAUACAGAGACAUAAUUUUGCAUCUCAUUACUUCUGCUGCUAAUUGUGGUACCAGGAUGGUCUGUUGAGAAACUAAAAAAUAAGUAUUUGUCACAAGGGUUGAGGUGAUGGACUCAAGAUGAUUUUUGCUUCCAUCCAAGGGGAUUUUAUCUCACUUUCUGGGGGAGUUACUGUUGUUGUCCAUAAAAUGAGCUUUACUUCUGUGCACACUGUAGGGAGGUGGCUAGGACUGCCCAUUAGGAUUUUUCUCCCAUCCCCAAAUUCAUGAUGGGCAACAGCAUUUCUUCUUGGUGCAAUAAUUCCAGAGGCUUGGUAGCUUCUUUCCCACAUUUAGUCUUGGAAACUCUCAUCCCAAGCUGCACUCCUGGCUUUACCCCAGAAUAUUAAGAGGUAUAUGCUACCAUAUGCUGCAGGGUAGGUAAGGACUGCUAUGGACUUCUAGUGCUUUACACAACAAUGGAAGGCAGCAGUUGUCCCCUUGGUCUUGGAGUCAGUACCAACAUCCUUGUCAUAAACCUGUCUCUAUACCACUAACUCAUGCAAAACCAACCCCAUUAUUGAUGAAAUCUCUGGUUCUGUUCACACUGGGUAAAAUUCUAGCCUUUCUGAAGUCAAUUGAAAAAAUGCCAAUUGACUUCAACAGGAUUAGUAUUUCACCCAUUUAAUUCAAAGUAAAUCUUCUACUAACCAGUAUUGCAAAUUAAGGGCCUAAAAAACUAGGAAGAGACUAGUAAUAAAACAUUUCUUUGACGGUGUUCUAAAGUGAAAAAGAGGUAAAAGACAGAACUGGUUUAACACAAAACACAGCUAGUAUUUUAAUGGCCCAUUUAUUAACGCACACAAAUGACCAGUGAUCUUAAAUUUUUAUUAAUAAAAUUGGUACAAAUCUUUUAAAACAUAAGAUCUUUAGUUAAGUAUUUAUAACCAAUAGGACUUUAAAUCAACAAUACAAAAGGCUGCCUCUCCCUAUUGUUCAUUAGAAGUCUGCUAUUUCUAAAGCAUUCGCUGAUCACUUUCAGUGUACAAAUCUGUUUGAUUUUUAAUUCCCAGUGUCACUGGAAAUGCCACCCUGGCCAGAAGAACACAUCAAAGGUAAACAGUUGUAUAGUAGCAACGAUUGUGUUACCUGACAAUGGCAGUUGUUUGCAAAUUAUGACCUUGCAGCAUGAAAGUAGUAACCUUUUUUCUCCCCGCUUCUAACUUUUCCAGCUUGCAAACUGAAGCUAAGCCACUUGCCACCUUCAAAGUGGUCUUAGAACUAUGAGAGUUUGAGCUUUUUCACCUCCAUAGUACUCCCAAUUAGGUAACUUGCUUGCUUUGCAGAUAGUUCCUUUAGCACCUCAGCAAUUCCAUGAUGACUAAGUGCUUUCACAAAGGCCUCUUUGAAUUUUUCACACUAUUUUUAGUUGGUGUAAAUCAUAUUCAACUAGCAAAGUUGUUGUUAAGUAUCCAGCCAACCCAGGGCAUUAGAAAAAAAUGUAGCAUCUUGUAACCAUGCAUCACACCCAGAAGGAUACCAGUCUUCUUUUAGAGAAGAAAUGUUUUAAUUUGAACAUUAUGUAUAUAAUUAUGUAUAUACACACACUAUAAUAGUCCUGUAUGUACUAUAUAUGUAUAUUGCUAUCAAAAGCACAUUUUAAACAAGAAACGAGUGCUGUGAAAAGUUGUAUUGGACUACGUCUACAGUAAAUUCCUGCUCUCAAACAGAAAACUAUGGUUUCGUAUAGCUUUGACCAGUGAAAGAUAUAGUUAAACCAGUUAACAGGGAGAGGAGUAACUUUUUCCUAUACCCACUAUUCAUAAUAGAGCAUAAUUUUUUUUUGCCUGUACAGUACCAUUGCUACCUCCAAAUUACGCUCUGUGACCCUUUGCAUCUACUGUAUAUAUUCAGUAGUGCAUCUCCUUCCCAUAUACAGUAGGGUCACGCUACCAGAUUGCUGCCUGUAGCUCAGCAAACCCACUUUCUCACUGUCCAAUCCCUGUCUACAGUAGCCUUUUUAUUUAUUGUAGCUACCUCUUCAAGUGUUAAAAUUUUCAUUGCAUUUUAGUUUGCAAACAGAUCCUAUCCUCUUUUCUGGAAAUGAACUCAUUUCCUCACUGAAAUGAAAUAAUCCAGAAGCAAAAUUUAGUGAGAUGGUGACACACAUGCUAUUCUCACAAUUCAUUUUAGGCCAGCAGUUUCCUCUCAGGCUCUUCAGGUCUCUCUACCUCUCUCUACUGCUGUAAAUUUGCAGAACUCCCAAGGGAUUCAUAGAACUUAAUGCUCAUCAAUUAAACUAAAGGAAAGAAAGCUGCAGAAUCCUCUUCUACAAUCAUCUUGAUACUAAUCAUGGGUAUGAAAUGUAGUUAAGGGCACAAGUCUUCAGCUGGAAGUUGUGAGGAACAUAAUUUAAAGAUAUUAUAACAAGAAUCUCUUACAAGCUAUUAGUUUAGAAAUAGGAACUGGGAUUUGAUGUUUUGAUUUGUAAUAAUCUAUCCAAGAAGUUGCAUUUGGAAGAGGAUUCUGUAGCAAAUAUCUUAAAAUAUACAUGAUCUUUUCUGUUAGCAAUUUUUUAAAUAUCUUGCAGCUUUUUCUAUAAAAAGCUAAUAUUGCUGUGUUCAGAAUGCUUUCUUUCUUCCUUAAAAAUUGGACAUUUCUUUUCAAUGUAAAGAGCUGUUCAAAAUGAGAGCAUGGCUUUGAGAACUUUGCUUUUUGGAUUUGCCUUUAAUGGUUAAGUUGAGCACUUUCCCACUGUGUGCCUUUUAGCUGUUACUAAGGUAACUGUGACUUCUUAAUCACCGUUUCUCUGAAACGUGUUAAACUGUGGGAAGAUUUUUAAUCGUAAGAAUUGUCUGUACAUUUAUAAAUAUGCUUAUAAAAUAUUACACUGGAAAGGCUUGCGACCGUGUUUGGAGCUCACAGAAGAAACAUUACUGGACACAUUGAUUUCUGCAUGACUCGCAUUUCUGAGGAUGAUGUUCCUAAUCUCCAAGGAAAUGUUUACUAUUUAAUAUGAAAAUAACUCUGAAAUAUCUGACUAUACACAUGGCUUCAUGCGUGCAUUCUGUGCUGUGUAGUCUGUGCUUGAGACAUUCCUAAGACAUCCAGGACAACUUCCAAAAUAUUUAUUUUAGUCUGAAAGUUGCUUCAGUUCCUCUUCCUUUCAUUUGCAUUUUUUGUAAUUGCUCUUCUUAGCUACUGGUCAUGGUUAUACCAUGCUUUAGGGAAAGAACAUCAGCUUGUAGAACUAAACUGUGCAGCUCCUGCUCUUGCAGGACUCUUCUGCUUACUGAAUUACUCCCCUAAAUCCAAUGGGACUACUUGCCUGCAUAUGAGUAAGGACAAGAGAAUUGUAACCCUCCCCCACGUAAAAUAACUUACCUGAGUAGUCCCUGGACUGAUUGUCUCCUUGUGAGACCUGUGCAACAAAGUGGAGAAUCAAACCCAGUGUAGUUAAGCUCUUCUCUAAGCAUUUCCAAGAUCCAGCCUUCAUUUUGUACAGUACAAGUAAGAUCUGCAAACACUAGGUUAUGUUUUCUUCCCUGUUCAGUAUAAACCCAUUACCUGACUAUAUAAACUUUUGUUCUUGUCAGACUGACAUAAUUGCACAGUUUAGAAUUGAGAUGAGUUUGACUGCACUUAAAUGUGCCAAUCUAAUUAAAGUGAAUUGCAUGAAGCACCAUAAACCUUCACUUCUACUCUUAUUGAAUUGCAUAUAAUAACCAUAACUAAACAUUUUCUUUCUGAAAUGAUAAGAGUGAAUGUUAGUGAAACACCUGAGAGAAUAUACUCUCCUCAAGUUUACAGAAUUUCUUCUUUAAAAGUACAAGUGCCAGUAAAUACAAACUUUCCUUUUUUAAAUUUCAGUGGAGUUUGAAAAACUAUCCAAAAAAAAUGCGCUCUAAUACUAAUGUAAGACCUAUUUUUUGUUGUGAAGUCUCAUUACCUUAAGCAGAAGGAACAGCUGCUCUGAAGGAAGUCGAAUGGUACUUGAGGGUGAAUCCUGAUAGUGUAGAUGAAAUACUACUGCUGAUAAAAUAAUAUUUUUUCCAUUUUGAACAAUCUGUAAACUACACCUUUGUUUAUAGGAAAAUGCUUGUAAUGGUUACUGUAAUAUUCAGCUGUGGAUAAAAAUUUGUGAAAUAAAUAAUUUUGAAUAAAUUAAGUUGCAACUUUUUGGACAACCCUGAGAA